AUGUUUAAAACGAAUGUCUGAGGAGAACGAUCGAAUUUUCCAUGUUUAUCUCAACUAAAUCGAAAUUCUAUUUUGAAUACAGUCGAAAGUAGAAAUUCCAGAAACUUCCAGAUAUUUUCUUUUCUUUCCAGUAUUUUAUUUGAUCCACACCAUGUGUUUCCCAUUUUAAUUAUCAUUUUUACACUUCGUCGUCAGCCUUUUUUUCCAUUCCCUCUCAUGGACGUUAACUCGUUUACAGUGACGUGUCUCACGUUGUCAAACAACAUUUGUCCCCAACGAUGGGUCGAUGGGUAAAUGCAGAGGGUACAGUAAAUCCUGGGGCAUCAGUUAUUGCCACACUCAUCAAAUCUGCCCUCCUCAAACUCGGAGAGACUUUCUUUUCCUCCCCCUCACAUUAACAUAGUCCCUCCUCCUCCUCCUCCUCCUCCUCCUCCUGGUCUCCCUGCUCCGGCUCUUCCUCCUGGUCCUCCCUCGGUCUUCUCCUCUGGUAGACCAUGGCCGGGCUCCUGGCUCACCCCCGUGUGUACGUGGCGUUUCUUUGGGCUCUUGCAGCGUUCCUUCGUGCCACAGCGGCGACCCCGGGGUCGGUGGGCAGCGCCAACGUCCUGUCCCUGCUGCAGCCCUACGACCUCAUGUACUACAGCGGGGUGCGGGCGUACUUCGGUAAGGAGUGGGCGAAGGCGGCGGAGCUGCUGGAGAAGUCCCUCCUGACCAAGGAGACUCUGCUCCGGGUCCGCAGACUGUGUCACGACCAGUGUGAGGCGGCGGGGGCAGAGAAACUGGACAAACUGGACUCAGAGGUGGGGGGCAUGUGGGACCUCUGGGCCCUGGACUGGGUGCAGCUGAAGGCCGAGUGUCUGAGGUUCUGCGUGGGACGCUACGUCAGCCCGGCGGGACAACUUCCUGUGUCGUCAGACAUAGAGUACGAGUUUGGGACUCGGAAUCCGUACAACUUCCUACAGGUCACCUACUACAAGUUGGAAAAGCUGCAGAAGGCGGCGUCGGCAGCUCACACGUACUUCGUGGCCAACCCCAGUCACCUGGAGAUGAGGAACAACAUCGAGAAGUACAGGAGGAUGGAGGGAGUGACGGACGAGGACUUCCUGGACAGAGAGAUGGAGAAUGAGAAGCACUGGGUCCACUACGACGCCGCGGUCCAGUCCGAGGCCUCGUCCGACUGGACCAGAGCUGCCGACAGGUGGAGGGAGUGUGUGAACGAAACGCUGCGGCAGACGGAGGAGUGCAGGGUGCAGUGUGACACGGCCUCCCAGAAGCUGCCCGAGGACAGGGGGGUGGACAGUGUGGGGGGGGUGUUUGAGAAAGCAGCAGCUCUGUCUCUCUCCCUGCUCUCGUGUCGACAGUCAUGUGUGACUCAGGUGGCCACACGACCUGGACGGAUUUCAGCUCAAGAGGACUUCCUGCCCACACAACUGGAGCAUCUGCACAUAGCUCAGUUUAAAGCUGGCGACGUUAAAGCAGCAGUGCAGACUCUACGCUCUCUGCUGCUGUUUUACCCCAAAGACAAGGACUCUUUAGACAACCUGCAGUUCUACUUUGAGACACUUGAGGGCGACAAAGCGUCACAAGAAACCCAGGCUGCUCAGGACAUGGUCACGUACGUCAACCGCUCGUUGCAAGAAAAAAAGCUUCUGUACUUUGGCAUGGAGAACAUGGGCUUCACUUUCACUGACCCAGAUCUUUGGACUCCAGAGGACGUUGUCCCAGAAUCACUGAGAGACGUCUGGAGAGCAGAAAAGGACAAAAUGAACGAGAGCCUAAAAGACGGCGUGCAGCAGGACGAAGUGGACGCCAGCGGAUUUUAUGCAGGUGGUCCAGUCCCUCAGGUGGGCGUGACCAUCACCAUGGAUGACGAGCGCAUGAACGGGACCAACCGUGUGGUACUGGAUGGCGUGAUGACAGAGAAGGAGUGCGGCAGCAUCCUGCAGCUGGCCACAGCUGCAGCGUCAGCUGGAGAUGGUUACCGGGGGCGACGCUCUCCGCACACGCCACAUGAGACGUUUGAAGGCCUGACUGUGCUCAGGGCCGUGAAGUUGGCUCAGGACGGCCUGGUCAACCAAUCAGAUGCCAAGCUCUUACAUGAACUGGGGGAGAGGGUUCGAGUUCUGCUGCACUCCUACUUCCGGAGUCCCUCAGACCUCCACGUCUCUUUCACACACCUGGUCUGUCGUAACGCCGUCCCAGGUGACCAGGAGGGCAGAUCAGACCUGUCCCACCCUGUCCACGUGGACAACUGUCUCCUAGAGCCAGAGACCAAACAGUGCUGGAAGGAACCACCGGCCUUCAUACACCGAGACCUGAGCGCCGUUCUCUACCUGAACGACAACUUUGAAGGUGGUGACUUGUUCUUCACCAGCCAGGACGCCAAGAAAGUGACAGCUGAGGUCAAACCCAGAUGUGGUAGACUGGUGGGCUUUUCCUCCGGUCCGGUGAACCCCCACGGUGUUACCGCAGUGACCAGCGGGCGGCGUUGCUCUCUUGCCCUGUGGUUCACAAAGGACAAGUUCUACAGGGACAUGGAGCGGGAGGAGGCCGAGGCUCUGUGGGCCGCAGACGGACAGAGCGUGGUGAAAAAGGACGAGGACAAGUCAAAGGGCAGCGGCGCCAGGAACGCUCGGAGUCAAGCGUCUACGGAGAGGAGCAGGGGCAGAGGCAGAGUGACGGGGGGCAAAGACGAGCUCUGAGACAUCAACAAAUCCUCAGGACCAGUCAUCAAAGGAGGGGGGGGGGUGUUGUUCAUGUACAUACUGUAUUUAUGAUGAAGAUAAGUGAGGAAGACACUGACGUGGGUUUGGUCUGUUCUUCUGAUUCUGUGGCGUUUACUGACCGAU
Molecule: messenger RNA, 2849 nt
Organism: Cynoglossus semilaevis (tongue sole)
Lineage: Eukaryota; Metazoa; Chordata; Actinopteri; Pleuronectiformes; Cynoglossidae
Gene: p3h3
Product: prolyl 3-hydroxylase 3
Exons: 16
Coding region: 495-2702 (735 amino acids)
Biological process (GO): collagen metabolic process
Cellular component (GO): endoplasmic reticulum
Molecular function (GO): L-ascorbic acid binding; procollagen-proline 3-dioxygenase activity; iron ion binding
Source: RefSeq, a predicted model, not a curated record